AUGCCUUCAGCAUGGCCUAGUAUGGGAGACAUUCUCAACUCACCACAAAUCAAAUUCCGCAUCGGUCAUAAAGCCAAGCCCUUCUCGGUUCACAAAGCUGCGAUGGAAUUCCUCUCCCCAAAGCUUGUGUCUCUGCAAGCUUCGGAGGAAGUCCAACCCGAUCCCACUUCAAUCACCCUCAGGGGCAUCGAUGAGACUACCUUCACCCGACUGGUCGAAUACGCCUAUCGUCACGAUUACACUGUGCCAGUUCUCAAAGCCAGCCCCCAUCCCUCCAACCAUUCCAGCGUUUCGCUCUCGCUCUACGAGAAGCUUGAGCAGGGAGAUGAGUUCCCAGACACCGAGCCCUUCAUCACCCGAGCUCGCAUCAAGUUCCACAACGAGGCGAUGAAGCCCCACGCCGAUCUCAACAAUGCCGUCUCCCAUGAUACUGUCGAGGAGAUGAAAGUCUCUGGUCGCUGCAGUCACUUUGACGUCCUCGAUGCCCACAUUGCUCUCUACAACCUGGCACGCCAAUACGACAUCCACCCAUUGAAGAGUCUCUGCGAAAAGCGCUUCCGCCAAAGCUUGCUCUUUAUGCACCAUAAUGAGCACACCAUCAUUGCUCUAUCCGACAUCUUGGAUUGCGUUGAGCACGGCGCCCUUAGCGCUCCUGGCAAUGAAAUCCGAGACAUUCUUCUGGAUUACUUCCUUGCCAAUUUCUACAGAGCGGCAGCACAGCGAGACUGUACCUGA
Molecule: messenger RNA, 735 nt
Organism: Colletotrichum phormii
Lineage: Eukaryota; Fungi; Ascomycota; Sordariomycetes; Glomerellales; Glomerellaceae
Exons: 2
Coding region: 1-735 (244 amino acids)
Source: RefSeq, a predicted model, not a curated record